GCUCGCCUUGAACUUGCAGUCCUUCUGCCUCAGCGUCCCAGGUUGCUGGGAUUACAGGCAUGCACCACCUGCCCAGCUAUUAUCCUUACCUUACAGUUGACAUAACCAAGGCCUGGAGAGGUGAAUGACUUGGCUAGGGUCCUACUGUGAGUGAGAUCAGGCUAGAAUGUAGGCCUCUAGCACUGGCUCAAUGUUGGGAGUGGUGUGGACAUGUGCAGGGUAAGUGACCACAGUGCCCAGUCAAUCAGGAACAACACCAGGAGAGGGGCUGGGGGUUACAGUGUGAUGGGGAAGCAGGCAGGACACUUGCCCCAGCCUCCCUGAUGCCUGUGUGUCCAGCCUUGUCCCUGUUUCCUCCCCACCGGCAGCCCCUCCUGGUGCAAGGCCUGCCCAACCCCUCAGUGGCUUCUCCUUGGCGUGGCUUCAGGGAGGGCCCGCCCUGUCAGAAGGGUCAGGGUCAGUAUUAGAGGUGCUGAAGAUGCCCCAGGGGGUGCCCAGGUGGCAGGGUGACUAUCAAUGGGAAAGCCGCCUUCCAGCUUAGGAUGGGUGCCGCAGAGGCCCGCGUGACCUUGCUGCUGACAUUCCUCAGAGGCCACGUGGCCCCAACUGGCAGGGACAGCUGCAGACAGGGGCCGAACCAGCUUUGUUACCAGGGUGGCGCCCGCUCUCCAUCCAGGCCCUGUUCAGCUCCUGUUCAGACUCUGCUUUCCUUUCCGGGGCUCACUGGGCAACCGGCACUGUGGGUCCUAUACCAUGAGGGCCUAGAGGCACCCAGAGCCACCAGGGUCCCCCCGUGAGCCUCAGGGCUUUGAGAAAAUGGGGCAGGACCAGACAAAGCAGCAGAUUGAGAAGGGGCUGCAGCUGUACCAGUCCAACCAGACUGAGAAGGCGCUGCAGGUGUGGAUGAAGGUCCUGGAGAAGAGCUCUGACCUCGUGGGGCGCUUCCGUGUGUUGGGCUGCCUGGUCACAGCCCACUCGGAGAUGGGCCGCUACAAAGAGAUGCUGAAGUUUGCCGUGGUCCAGAUCGACACUGCCCGGGAACUGGAGGAUGCCGACUUCCUCCUGGAGAGCUACCUGAACCUGGCGCGCAGCAAUGAGAAGCUAUGCGAGUUUCACAAGACCAUCUCCUACUGCAAGACCUGCCUCGGCCUGCCUGGCACCAGGGCAGCUGCCCAGCUGGGGGGCCAGGUCAGCCUGAGCAUGGGCAAUGCCUUCCUGGGCCUCAGCCUCUUCCAGAAAGCCCUGGAGAGUUUCGAGAAGGCCCUGCGUUACGCCCACAACAACGAUGAUACCAUGCUCGAAUGCCGCGUCUGCUGCAGCCUGGGCAGCUUCUACGCCCAGGUCAAGGACUAUGAGAAAGCCCUGUUCUUCCCCUGCAAGGCCGCGGAGCUUGUCAACGACUAUGGCAAAGGCUGGAGCCUCAAGUACCGGGCCAUGAGCCAAUAUCACAUGGCCGUGGCUUACCGCCUGCUGGGCCACCUGGGCAGUGCCAUGGAGUGUUGCGAGGAAUCCAUGAAGAUCGCUCUGCAGCAUGGGGACCGGCCGCUGCAGGCGCUCUGCCUACUCUGCUUCGCUGACAUCCACCGAAGCCGAGGGGACCUGGAGACAGCCUUCCCCAGGUAUGACUCUGCCAUGAGCAUCAUGACUGAAAUUGGAAACCGCCUGGGGCAGGUGCAAGUGCUACUGGGUGUGGCCAAGUGCUGGGUGGCCAGGAAGGCGCUGGACAAGGCUCUGGACGCCAUCGAGAGAGCCCAGGACCUGGCUGAGGAGGUGGGCAACAAGCUGAGCCAGCUCAAGCUGCACUGCCUGAGCGAGGGCAUCUGCCGCAGCAAGGGGCUGCAGCGGGAGCUGCGAGCCCACGUUGUGCGCUUCCACGAGUGCGUGGAGGAGACGGAGCUCUACUGCGGCCUGUGCGGGGAGUCCAUAGGCGAGAAGAACAGGCGGCUGCAGGCCCUGCCCUGCUCCCACAUUUUCCACCUCAGAUGCCUGCAGAACAAUGGGACCCGGAGCUGCCCCAACUGCCGCCGCUCAUCCAUGAAGCCUGGAUUUGUAUGACUUGCAGCAGCAGCAGUCUGGUCUCCCCCCACAACUCCCUUUGCCCUCCACCAUCAGACUGAAGGCCCAGGUUUGCUCCUGGAGCAGCCACAGGCCUCUUCAGUCAUAGCCAGGGCCUGGGCCUGCCCACUGCUGCUCCUUCAGGCCCAGCUGCCCUCCCCUGCCUCUUUGUACUUUGUUCUUUAUAGAAAAAUAAAUGGUUUGUACCUGACCCCA
This is a messenger RNA of Marmota flaviventris (yellow-bellied marmot), 2271 nucleotides long. It is a transcript of the gene Rapsn, whose product is annotated as receptor associated protein of the synapse. Gene Ontology annotation, biological process: positive regulation of neuromuscular synaptic transmission; synaptic transmission, cholinergic. Gene Ontology annotation, cellular component: neuromuscular junction; plasma membrane. Lineage: Eukaryota; Metazoa; Chordata; Mammalia; Rodentia; Sciuridae. Gene Ontology annotation, molecular function: protein-membrane adaptor activity; acetylcholine receptor binding. The record is from RefSeq and is a predicted model, not a curated record.